AUUUUGUUGGUGAGAAAAUUGACGCGCUGUCAUGUGACGUAAUCGGCCAUGAAAAUUCAGAGCAGUGCGAUAAAGUGAGUGAUUUUCGUGAUUUUCUGGCUAAAAACUCUGUGAAAUUGUUUCAAAAACACUGGCACUUUUUGCGCAAGAGUACAUAGAACUAGUCGAAGAUGGUGGACAAAUUUAUAAGUAUGUGGAAAGUGCGAGAACUCGCCGACAAAGUGACAAAUGUCGUGAUGAAUUACACGGAAAUCGAGGGGAAAGUGCGAGAGGCAACAAAUGAUGAACCAUGGGGCCCCACGGGGCCUCUAAUGCAGGAAUUAGCCCACGCUACUUUCACCUACGAACAUUUCCCGGAGGUGAUGUCGAUGCUCUGGAAGCGAAUGCUGCAGGACAAUAAACAGAACUGGCGGAGAACGUACAAGAGUCUCCUCCUGCUCAACUAUCUCGUGCGAAAUGGGUCUGAGCGAGUGGUGACGUCGGCCAGGGAACACAUUUAUGACUUGCGAUCGCUAGAGAAUUACUCAUUUAUGGAUGAAAAUGGGAAGGAUCAGGGUAUUAAUGUGAGGCACAAGGUUCGUGAGCUCAUUGACUUUAUUCAGGACGAUGAGAAAGUGCGCGAGGAGCGGAAGAAGGCAAAGAAGAAUAAGGACAAGUACAUUGGGAUGAGUUCUGAUGCCAUGGGUGGACGAUUCGGUGGCUACAGUGACAAAUACAACGAUUCACGAUAUGAUGACAGAAAUUGGUAUUCGGAAUCUUCCAGAGGAGGGGGUAAUCAUUAUGAAGACGAGUAUCCUUAUGAUGGUGAAAGAGAGGAUUCUGAUCAUGAAUCCGGAUACAAUUCAGCCAAACGCUAUUACGACAAGGAACGCACGAGUCCAUCGCGUACGAUUUCAUCUGUGGCCACAGCGUCAACGGCAACGUCUGAGGUGAAGAAGCAAUCAAAUCCAAUUUCUGUCAAGUCACCAACAAAGCCACAGCCACCGAAGCCCGUAAGCAAAAAAAUUGAUAUGGGAGCAGCGGCAAAUUUUGGCAAAAAUUCAGAAUUGGGCAUCAAUUCGCCAACACACAAGUCCAGUCACGAUGAAGAUCUCUUCUCGCCUAACAAUAACACCGCAGCUGCCAAGAGCAAUGAUCUGCUGGAGGAUUUGUUCAGAACAUGUCCACCGGUUCAGGGUAAGGGACCGAGUGGUGAAGUCAGCCUGGAGGAUGACUUCAAUCCACGAGCUGAGGACAAUCAGGAGUUUGGAGACUUUGCUAGUGCUUUUGGCAACGAAAGUGCAACAGCAGCAGCCGCAACGGCACCGGCUAAGAAAGUGGAUGAAUUUGCGGAUUUUUCAGCGGCUUUUCUGGGCGGUACCGAAGUUCCAGCAGCAGCAGCACCAGCGCCCACGGUGGCUGGGAAUGCAAAUACACUUCUUCUCAGCACAACUCCACUGGCUUCCAACAAUUUCGGACCAUCGCCCACGAUCAACAUGUUUGGUAGUGCAAUGCCAGUUCAGAAUCCAGCCCCGGCUCAGGAUCUUCUGUCUGACUUCAGUGGACUGCAGCUGAACACAACGCCACUCAAUGUUUGCGGAGGUGGAAAGAGUCAAUGGAUGAGAACAUUUGAGGACAGUUUGGAGAAAUUGUCGAGAAAACUGGAGACAUUGGAGAGAAUUUCCACAGAGAGGGAGGAAAUGGAAGUGAGAGAAUUGCUGAGAAAGAUUCUGGAUAUGGUUCCUUGUGGAGGGAAUGUUCAGGAGCUGAUGAUGAGAGAUAAUGAUGGUUUGAGAGUAAUUGCUGAGGAGGAAUAUGGAAAUUUGUUGGGAGGUUUAUUGAGAGUUUUCCAUCAGGGAAAUUCCAAUGAGGAUAUUGAGAAAUUUUUCCUCAUUCAUUGCAAUUGUGAUUUUGUUGUGGAAUCCUUGGAGAUUUUGCUGAAAGGGGAGAAUUUAAAGGUGAAUUUGUGCCUUGUUGGUAGGAUUUUGGAGCAAAUGAUGGAAGAUGUUGACGUACUUUGGACAGCUUUUUUGGAUUUGAGUCUCCAAGGGGGUGGUCAGGAGGGAAAUCCAUUGGAGCAAUUGGAAAAGAAAUCCUCAAUGGAGAGAUUUAUUCAAUUAUUGGUGAGUGUGCCAGAGAGAUUGGCAAAUUGCCUGGAGGGCAAAAGUGUCCCAGAUAUUUUUACACGAGAAAUUUGGAGUCAAAAGUUGACAGUAAGAAUUCUCCUGGGAUUGUACUCUGUUGGAAAAAUCAAUUUUAGUGAGAAAAGGGAGAUUUUUAGUACGACAUUCUUGGCUUUAAUAUUUAGUAGGGUAAUUGUGGAUUAUAAUUUUGAGAAGAGAUCUGCAGCUUUGGUUAGAAGUGUUCGAGUAUUAGAGGCAUUUGCGGCGGAAAAUGAAUUUUUGAAGCAAACUGUGAGGCAAUUUCUGGGCAAUCUAACGAGAAAUGCUACAGAAAUCUAUGCGGUGAUUAUUUUUGAGAAUGAAGGGAAUGCUAAGGAAGUCCUUGGGGAUAUUCUUAGUCAUUCAGAGGCUUGGAAAUUUGCUCUUUUGACCAAAAUUCCCCUUUUAACAUUCACAAAGUCUUCAGGAACUGUGAGGAAUCUCGUGAGGUAUCUUGCGUGGCUUUCUGAUCGGGAAAAUGAGGGGUACUUUCUGCAGGAUUUGCUGGGAAAAGUCCUCAAUUCCUGGUCAAAUAAAUUCAGUAUUGAGAAUGUUUCAAUUGAUCAGCAUAUUUUUAUCACGAAAAUUUUGAUUUUGGGGAUUAUUCAGUUGAAAGCAAUGAAGAAGUACAAGUUAAAAGAAGAUCAAAAGUUCCUGGAGCAGAUCAAGAAAAAGCUCUAUGAAGGAAUUCCUCAUCAUUUGCAAGCAAUGGAUGCAAAUUUACGAGCUGUUGGAAUGAUCACAGCUGAGAUGAUCCUCAAUGAGAUCGAAGAUGUGGAUUCUGAGUCAAAAUUGGAUUUUGAAGUGGAAAAAAUGGGAAAAGUUGAUGUGAAUUUGAUAAAAGAACUCAGAGGAUUGGUUGAUCUUGCUACUGAAGAUCCUUCCCCGUCCAUUGAUCUUGCAGAAAUGAUCAUGAAGAUCGAGAAUGGGGGAGAAAUACCCGUCAAGAUCAAAGAGAAAGAACCUAAGAAGAAAAUUCCAGAACCUGAAAUUCAGGUCAAAAUUCCAGAAAUUCCAGAUGAAGAUGAUCUGGAUUCUGAUGAUGAUCUUGUUCCCUAUGACAUGAGCAAUGAUGUCCCUUUGAAAGAAGCUCAAGCUCCCAAGUAUCUUCUGGAUCUUGAGGAAGGUCUGACAGAUGCAGAAAAUGUCGAGAGAUUUGAACAAAGUCUAGCAGUCUGUAGUGAUUUAAUCUAUCGCCAGCUUCCGGACAAUGAAGUCCGCUUGGGGAUUAAUCUACUGCAAACUCUCCUGUGCCUCGAGGACAAGACCUACUGUGAGAAUUUCGAAGAGAAUCGCUUCUCCGGAUGCCUAGCAAUUUGCUGUGUCAUCCCAAAAGAAGCUUCAGAACACAUCUGCAGAGAAUUCUACACAAAACAGUCAAAUUAUUCUGUCAGCCGAAGAAUAUUGAUGCUAGAAAUUCUUGCUGAAGCAUCCAAAGAACUGUCAAAAAUCCAGAAAACCCAAUCAGAUCCCCAGCAAAAAGACAACCUUCCCAAAUCGGAGAUCACGAGAAAAUUCACAGUCUCAGAGCCAGAUCGAAUGAAGGAAGCUCGGGAGGUGAUAGAGAAGAGAAUCCUGGCAAAAACUCGAAGAUUCGCCACAAAAACCCAAAAUGUCGCAGCAUCCGGAACAAUAAAUCGCUUUGCAGCAGUUUCAGGAUCAUUCUUCUGGCCAUUGCUUCAUGGAUUUGGUCGGAAUCAAUUGAUUCUGGAGUCCAAGCAGGGGAAAUUGAAGCAAGAAACAGACACAGUUCUCCUAACAGCUUUCAUCAAGACCCUCUCAGUUCUCAUGAUGUCAUCACAGAAUUGUCCAGGAGCACCAAAAUAUGCAAAAGAACUCUUUGCAUUGGGAGCAGUUUUGAGAUUUCACACUGAUGCAGCAGUCAGAUUGGCUGUCUUCCAGAUGAUUGGAUCUAUUCUCAUGACUCUGCCAGGGGAAAUGCUAAAAAGGGAGUUUCAGGACUAUCUCCUGGAGCUGGUGAAUUGGCUGACGGAGAGAGUUGGGAAUAAUGUGGUGAAGAAGGAUCCGGAUGAAGAGUGUAAAAAUCUUGGGAGGCAUCUUCUUGUUUUCUGCACAAAUAUCCUCAAAGAAUUUAAUUGAUUUGCAUUUAACAUUCUCUUUAGUUUGUACCUUUUUUUUACUUUUAUAUUAAUUAAAAAAAUAUAUAAAAGAGAUCUCGAGAUACAUGAUAUGUAUUUUGUAAUAAAGAAAUUUAUAUUCUUGCAUUGAAUUUAUCAAGAAUUCUUGGAAUUUUUGAGCGAAUGUCUCUCAUAUUGAAUUGAAUUAAAGAGUGGCUACUUACUAAA
Phlebotomus papatasi is the source of this 4447-nucleotide messenger RNA. RefSeq lists its product as uncharacterized. Gene Ontology annotation, biological process: endocytosis. The transcript is spliced from 6 exons. NCBI's taxonomy places the organism in Eukaryota, Metazoa, Arthropoda, Insecta, Diptera, Psychodidae. Gene Ontology annotation, molecular function: clathrin binding; phospholipid binding. The record is from RefSeq and is a predicted model, not a curated record. Bases 171 to 4241 code for a protein of 1356 amino acids. Gene Ontology annotation, cellular component: endosome; clathrin vesicle coat; plasma membrane.